Messenger RNA from Leishmania major strain Friedlin, 1410 nucleotides. RefSeq lists its product as hypothetical. NCBI's taxonomy places the organism in Eukaryota, Euglenozoa, Kinetoplastea, Trypanosomatida, Trypanosomatidae. The transcript has a single exon. The record is from RefSeq and is a predicted model, not a curated record. Gene Ontology annotation, cellular component: nucleus; cytoplasm. Bases 1 to 1410 code for a protein of 469 amino acids. Gene Ontology annotation, molecular function: DNA binding.
AUGAUCUCGGAAGAGGACAGCCGCCUGUUUGAGGCGGCGAAGCGGGCGCAGGUGAGCCGAAACACCGCCAUCCACGUGAUCGAGAAUACCAACUCGAGCCGCAUUCUCGCCGGGGCCUUUGUACGGGUGCUGCUGGAGAUGCCCACUCGCAAUGAGGGGUACGUGGUGGCGCGCAUCCACAGCACGACCGCCGGUGAGACAUACAGCGGCUUCUCGACCAACCCAGCUCAGACGACGAACGUGUAUUUAAUGCUAGAGCUUCCACCGCCUCUCGCCGCCAUAAACGGCGUCCAGUAUCAGCUGAACAGCGUCAGCAACAGCAGCAUGGGCGAGGGCGAGUUCUGCGAUUGGCUGCUGAUGAUCCGCAAUGAGCCCACGCUGCGGGUGCCGACUGUGCAAGGGCUUAAGGAGGUGACGGCUCGCCUGCAUCCGUACGAAGUGAGCCGGCACCGCUCCAACUUUCACGUCAGCGCUAACGGGUCGAUGGCGGCCAACGGUCGAGCGGGUGUGGUCGACACAGGCGGCAACGUACCGCACCCGCAGCUGGCGCAGCAGCAGCAGCAACAGAGAAGUCUCUCCGCCCGCGGGGCUGCUCGGCAACGCCGCCAGAGCCUCGCCGCAAGCUCGCAGACGAUGCUGAUACCACCAAUGCUGCAGGACGGUGCUCCCCUCCCCGACAGCGGCGAUGCGCUGCUCAGGCGAAGUUCUGCCGCGAUGUACGAAGGGGGCAGCAGCGGCGUCAUCGCGAACGCGGAGAGCAGUGCGAGCGCCGCCGGCAGCAACAGCAACUAUAACGUCAACAAUCGCCUCGGACGACAAGGAACCGUGAUGACGCGCGACUAUAACCGCAACCCACGCGAGGACGGGCAAGCGUCGCACGAAAUGUCCAACCCAGAGGUGCCGGGUAUGAGCAUCUACACCGCGGCACCAGGCAGCCAGCAGGAGCAGCAACAGCGAACUGUGCUUCCUCUUUCGCAUGGUGGUGAUGAUGGUGGUGUGGCGGGUGAGAGUGACGGUGGCCCCGCCUUGGCAGCCACCACUUCCUUCAUGACGCGCGCCGCCACCGACCCGAAUAUGGAGAGCGAGGACGACGAGAUGGAGCGCCGUCUGCGGCAGGAAAUUAUGAACCACCUAGCCCAGGAGUGUGUCCUCUUCCCGAAAGAGGCGCAGGGCUACAAGCUCUCCCGCCUGCGCCUGUUGGAGCGAGACAUGAUCGAGUACCUGCAGCACGUCCGUGACGAGAUUCAGGGUAAGCAAGAAAACUGCAUUGUGUGCAUGGACCACGUCCCCACAGUAAUCCUGCUGCCUUGCAAGCACAAGGUCAUGUGCCGACUGUGUGCCCCGUCGUGCCCCACCUGCCCGGUGUGUCGCAGUAAGAUUGCGGAGAUGUUCGAGCCGGAGGAGAUCUAG